CUAAUUGCAUAUUAUCGACAACAUAUCAGUUUACCGCCACAAACUCAAGAGAGCUGCAGAAAAAAUAUUUAUUUCCUUUCUUUAACAACUAAUAUAGUUAUAGCUUAUAAUGUUAGCCAAUCCUUCAGGUGGCAGCGUGCCCGACAAGGCGUGGCAACCACAUUUCGUAACUCUUGAAACAUCCAUGGGCGAAAUAACCGUGGAGCUGUACUGGAAACAUGCACCAAACACAUGCUAUAACUUUGCGGAGCUGUCCCGGCGCGGAUAUUAUAACAAUGUAGUGUUCCAUCGCAUUAUUCGCGAUUUCAUGAUACAAGGCGGCGAUCCAACGGGUACUGGCCGUGGCGGCACCUCAGUUUAUGGAGGAGAAUUCGCAGAUGAGUUGCAUAGUGACCUUAAGCACACUGGUGCUGGAAUAUUGUCAAUGGCGAACUCUGGCCCAGACACAAAUGGUUCACAGUUCUUCAUUACGCUGGCUCCCACGCAGUGGCUGGAUAAUAAGCACACAAUUUUUGGACGUGUUUACACUGGUAUGGAGGUAGUGAAGCGUAUUGGUAUGGUGGAAACUGAUAAGAAUGAUCGACCCGUGGAUCCGCUUCGAAUUAUUAAGGCCAAAGUAGAAAAACUGUAACACAAUACUACCGAAUAUUCAAUAAAUAUUAAAUUAAGGCAUUGUAAUAACAAAUUU
Molecule: messenger RNA, 688 nt
Organism: Drosophila hydei
Lineage: Eukaryota; Metazoa; Arthropoda; Insecta; Diptera; Drosophilidae
Gene: Cypl
Product: peptidyl-prolyl cis-trans isomerase-like 1
Exons: 3
Coding region: 110-631 (173 amino acids)
Biological process (GO): protein peptidyl-prolyl isomerization; protein folding
Cellular component (GO): catalytic step 2 spliceosome
Molecular function (GO): peptidyl-prolyl cis-trans isomerase activity
Source: RefSeq, a predicted model, not a curated record